AGGGGGAGGAGGGGAGAGAAAGUGAGGAAAGUUCUCUUUGGGUGAAGGAGAAAAGACCUUCCGAGAUUAAGGGAUUCUUUUCCCGCUGGUCUCCCUUCUUCAUCCGUCCAUCCAGAAGAAAAACAGUACAGACAGGAGUCCUUUAUGCACGCGCGCUCUUAAUUGCCAGCUGGUGGAGUGCGCGUUGAGACGCACCGGCGCGAGGCAACAGUUCCUAGACUGUUAGCGCUCGCGUGCAGAGCCGAAGUUCCUCUGACCGCAGGUGUCGCGCGGACCGCAGAGGAGCCACGAGGGAAUUACUGGCCGCAGUAUCGAUAGCUUCAAAUAAAAUAUGAUGGAUCGAUGGAGCCCAGUGCGCGAGACACGGCUGCUGUUGCUGCUCUUCACGGUGUUUUACACCUCGUGGGCAGUUGAUCCUAUUGAUGUCCUGAAGGUCCUGGAGCUGUCGGAGGACAUGGAGGGUGUGUCGUUGGAGGCAGGACUGUGCACCAGCAGGGAGGGACGAGAGGAGACGGACCUCUCCUUUAAGAUCAACAAGAAGAUUCAACUGAGUGCACCCACCAAACAACUCUUCCCUGAUUCGCCAUUCCCUAUGAAUUUCUCAGUGAUGACAACAGUUCGAGCUGUGAAAGGCUCACAGGUCUUUCUCCUCUCCCUGUACGACUCGCAGGGCACACAGCAGCUGGGUGUGGAAGUCGGCCGUUCUCCUGUCUUCCUGUAUGAGAACCAUGAGGGUCAGCCACCUCCAGAACUUUACCCCACCUUUAGAAAGAUCAACCUGGCUGAUGGCAAGUGGCACAGAGUAGCUUACGGUGUGGAGGGCCAGGUAGUGACUCUCUACCUGGACUGUGUCAAGCUGGACACCCUGGACCUUCUCAGAGGUCAUGACCCCCACGUCAGCACUGAGGGCGUUACUGUGUUUGGGACACGACUGCUGGACGAAGACGUGUUUGAGGGAGACAUCCAGCAGCUGCUGAUCGUCGAUGACCCCAGAGCAGCAAAGACGUACUGUCAGGACUACAUCCCAGACUGUGACGCACCUUUACCCUACAACAGCAUAUUGACAGAGGCUGAGGAAGUGGAGAGAGCACCUAAGAAACAUGUGGUCGAGGAGUUUGAGGAGUUUGACUACAGUGACUUUUAUGAUGACAUCUCUGUUUCCACGGUGACUGCAGGUCCCAAUGUCACUGAGUAUGAGAUAGUAGAGUAUGAAGACUAUGACAACACAACAGGUUACUACCAUGUGAACGAGUAUGAAUAUGAAGAAGAAUACGAUGAGCGCUAUGGACCGGCCGAGAGAGAACGGGAGUACUCUCUUAAUGCACAGGAUAUACCAGAGAAAGGACAGAAAGGAGAGCCAAGCUAUUUGGGAGUGGGAACGCAGAUUACAGGACCACACGGGCCUCCAGGACCUGAGGGAGAGCCAGGGUCUCCUGGAAUCACAGGACCAGUAGGACCUCGAGGAGACCCCGGGGAACUGGGCCCUCCAGGGCGGCCGGGCCUUAACGGAGCUGAUGGGAUACCAGGUCCCCCAGGAAACAUCAUGCUCAUACCGUUCCAGUCAGGUGGUGAUCCAAAGACAGGUACUGGGGUUUCUGCGCAGGAGGCGCAGGCUCAGGCCAUCCUGCAGCAGACCAAGCUGGCUAUGAAGGGACCUCCAGGGCCGCUCGGCCUCAGGGGAAGGUCUGGACCACUGGGUGCACCAGGUCCCUCUGGGCUGAAGGGCACCAGUGGAGACAUGGGGCCACCGGGUCCUCCAGGACAGCCAGGUAUCCCUGGUCAGAAUGGACGACUCGGUAAAAGGGGUCGAGCGGGUACAGAUGGGGGCCGUGGUGCAAUAGGAGAGGCUGGAGCAAAGGGGGAUAGAGGGUUUGAUGGCUUGCCAGGUCUCCCUGGAAACAAAGGACAUAAAGGGGACAGGGGUAAGCCGGGCCCUGCAGGCCCUGUUGGAGAGCCAGGAGAAAAGGGCUCUGAGGGGCCACCUGGGCCAAGAGGACAACCAGGUGAUGCUGGUUCCAGAGGUCUGAAUGGCCCCAGAGGUCGUCCUGGUCCGCCAGGCCAGUCUGGCAUUCGAGGAAUUGACGGGGUUCAAGGUUCAAAGGGAAACAUAGGAUCCCCAGGAGACAUCGGAGCACCUGGACAGCAAGGCAACCCUGGAAUCCUGGGGUUUCCUGGUCCUCAGGGGUUAGUAGGGCUGCCAGGAGAGAAGGGGCCUCAAGGAAAGAAAGGGAUGCAGGGCUUACCUGGAAAUGACGGGCCCCCAGGUCACCCUGGAAGAGAAGGUACUCCAGGUGAAAAAGGACUGCCGGGUCCUCUAGGAGUGCAGGGGCCUGUUGGAUACCCUGGACAACGAGGAGUUAAGGGAGCAGAUGGAAUCAGAGGAUUAAAGGGAAGCAAAGGCGAAAAGGGAGAGGAUGGUUUCACAGGGGCCAAAGGGGAGAUGGGAGCAAAGGGGGAUGCUGGAGACAAUGGAGCUCCAGGUGGUCGAGGAGAAGAUGGGCCUGAGGGGCCCAAAGGCCAGAUGGGUCCUCAAGGAGAAGCUGGCCCUUCUGGUAUUUCUGGAGAGAAGGGGAAACUGGGAGUUCCUGGGCUGCCAGGAUAUCCAGGGCGGCAGGGGCCGAAGGGUUCUGAUGGAUUUCCUGGUGCACUGGGAGGCGCAGGAGAGAAAGGGAAGAAAGGUCCUGCAGGACAACCAGGAGGCGCAGGCCAGAGGGGUCCAAAUGGUGUACGAGGUGCCAGAGGGGCAAGAGGGCCUACAGGGAAAUCAGGAGAAAAGGGUUCCUCAGGACAUGAUGGGCCCCCAGGAGCUUCUGGAGAGAGGGGACCUCAAGGGCCACAAGGAAGGAAUGGAGAGCCAGGACCUAAAGGAUCAAGUGGUCCUGCUGGGAAGGACGGACUUCCAGGUCACCCAGGUCAAAGAGGAGAGCCGGGGUUCCAAGGGAAAACGGGACCUCCAGGACCCUCAGGUGUUGUGGGGCCACAGGGCAAAUCGGGUGAACCCGGUCCAACAGGGGACCGUGGUCACCCAGGGGCACCAGGUGUACCUGGAGAGCAUGGUUUACCUGGGGCUGCUGGGAAGGAAGGUGGAAAGGGUGAUCCAGGUUUACCUGGGACAGCUGGGAAGAGUGGUCCUACUGGACUGAAAGGGUUCAGGGGGAGCAGAGGAGCUCCUGGAAUUAUGGGACCUCCUGGUCUGAAAGGAGGAUCAGGACCUACUGGAUCCCCAGGAGCCAUAGGGUCGACAGGUGAGAGGGGCCCUCCAGGACCAGCUGGUGCAAUUGGACAGCCUGGUCGCGCCGGAUCAAUUGGAGGACCUGGACCAAUGGGAGAGAAGGGCGAGCCUGGAGAGAAGGGUCCAAUUGGACCAGCAGGUCAGGAUGGAGAUCAGGGACCUGUAGGGAUGCCUGGGGCUACAGGCCCUGCAGGACCUCCAGGAGACGACGGGGAUAAGGGAGAGCAGGGAGAACCCGGGCAGAAAGGCAGCAAAGGAGACAAAGGGGAAUCAGGCCCCCCAGGCCCCACUGGCACUCAAGGCGUAAUUGGUCAGCCAGGACUUCCGGGUGUAGAUGGACUGCUGGGUCCCCGGGGCCAGCAGGGCAUGUACGGUCCAAAAGGAGAUGAGGGACUCCGCGGCUUCAAGGGCUCUAAAGGACCAAUAGGAUUACAGGGCAUGCCCGGCCUACCAGGAGAGAAGGGUGAGAGUGGACAUGUGGGACUAAUGGGUCCACCUGGUCAACAAGGUCCCAAUGGUCCUCAAGGACCUGUUGGGGGACAGGGUCCGACUGGUCGACUCGGGAUGGUAGGACAGCCAGGUGUUGUUGGAGAGAAGGGGGAGGAUGGCGAGGCAGGUGACCCUGGUUCAGUUGGUGUUCCAGGAAGACUAGGAGGAAAAGGAGACCAGGGGGAGAAGGGAGAUACGGGCUCUUCAGGAGCAGCUGGUCCUCCAGGAGCCAGGGGCCCCACAGGGGAGGAUGGAGCCAAGGGCAAUGCUGGUCCUAUAGGUCUCACUGGAGACCUUGGACAGCAGGGAGAGGCUGGACCCAAUGGUGUGGAUGGUCUGCCCGGGUCUAAAGGAGACACAGGAGACCCUGGGAACUCUGGACCACCAGGAGCAGCAGGGGAACCUGGACCAUCUGGACCUCCUGGGCGAAGGGGCCACUUGGGAAAACCGGGGAAGGAAGGAAAGGCAGGCCUGAAAGGAGCGAAGGGUGCUCCCGGUUUGGAGGGUCCCAUAGGGAAGACCGGGCCCAUAGGUGCCCAGGGUCACCCUGGGAAGCCUGGGCCUCAAGGUUUACGAGGGAUCCCCGGCCCUGCAGGUGAGCAGGGUUUAAAUGGACCACCUGGCCAGACAGGACCCCCAGGUCCCAUGGGUCCACCAGGAUUACCAGGACUAAAGGGAGACCAUGGCAAGAAGGGAGACAAGGGUCAUGGUGGUCUAAUAGGUCUGAUAGGACCACCAGGAGACAUUGGAGAAAAGGGCGACAGAGGACUGCCAGGAAACCAGGGACUACCAGGUCCAAAAGGAGAUGAGGGUCCACUUGGUCCACCAGGUCCCCACGGUCCCCUUGGCCCCACGGGUCUGUCUGGUGCUAUUGGUCCAAAGGGCUCAAAAGGAAACCAGGGUCCAAUUGGUCCCAGAGGAGACACUGGACCUGCAGGACCUCCGGGACCACCAGGAUUGCCAGCAGCUGGGAUGUCCCCUCUGUCAGAGCGAGGACGGAGAAGGAGAACCCACACCUUGGUGGAUGGUGCUAUACUUGAAGAGGAGGAGGAGGACGAAGAGGCGAUAGAUGGAAGAGAGGAGGAAUGGAUGCAGGGGGACCAGGCGGAGCAGGACGGUUGGAUGAAGGAGGAGGGCAAGGGCAUGGAGGAAGUGUUUGCGUCUCUGUCCUCUAUGAAAGUAGAGGUGGAGGGUCUGCGUAACCCACGAGGGACGUACCACAGCCCCGCCCGCACCUGCAAGGAGCUCUGGCUUCUCCACCCAGAGCUCCCCAAUGGUGAGUACUGGAUAGAUCCAAACCAGGGUUGCCAUAGAGACUCCUUCAAGGUGUUUUGUAACUUCACUGCACAGGGAGAAACAUGUCUGUACCCUGACAAGAAGUUCCAGUCGGUGAAGUUAGCAGCCUGGAAAGGGGAAAAGCCUGGCACCUGGUACAGUAAAUUCAGGAAAGGAAAACAGUUUUCCUACUCCGGGUCGGACGGUGUUCCGGUCCACGUGGUCCAGUUGACCUUCUUGCAGCUGCUGAGCGCAACAGCCAAGCAGACCUUCACCUACCACUGCCUCAACUCUGCCGCCUGGCUGCAUGCCACCACCUACAGCCUCGAGCACACACUGCGCUUCAGAGGCAGCAACGGGGAGGAGCUGACACAUGAGAACACACAUUACAUCAGUGCACUGUACGACGGGUGUCAGACACGCUCGGGUCAAGAGAGGACAGUGUUGGAAUUUGAUGCUCCGCUGUCCACCACGCUCCCCAUCAUCGACGUGUCUGUGCCAGAUUUUGGGAAGGGGAACCAGAAAUUUGGUUUCCAAGUUGGCCCGGUCUGCUACAACGGUUAACCAAGCCGGGGGGGAGAUUACAACAGGAGUAAUUUAAUAGGAAAAAGAGCCAUGGACACUUUUUACAUGCAGGGAGAAAACUACAUUCAAGACUUACCUGGUGCCACAUAUUUAUGAGUUGAUUUACCUACAGUGUUCCUUCAUCUAAACAUUCAUUCUUUUAUACAGAAAUUCACUCAGACUCUCCUUAAUUCACACAGUCUCAUAUAUUCUCACAGCUGUCUCACAUAUUGUGUUUUCAAGAGCAUAAAUUUAUUGACUGUCAACCAUUUCCUCAGUUAAACACAUUUUUUCAUUCCUCUUUGAAGGAGUGAGUGGUGCUCUCACAGUUUCAUCCAUGUCUGUUCAUACAUUUAUUGAUCUAUGCACUCCCAUCUAUGCUUAAUUAUAAGUCUCCAAACAUAACUAUCAGUGAAUCAUCUUCAAAAAUACAAAAACACCAUAUUUCAAGCAACAUUCACCCACCAUGUUCUGUGUUAUCAUCAAACCUCAAUUUGUUGUAGUUUUUAUUUGUUUGUUGUUGUCAUUUUGUUAUAAUUAUCUGUUAUGUGAUGUAUAUUGGAGUGUAAUUCAUCACGGUGCUAUUAUGUGGCUCCUUACGGAGUACAUUUCUUUGUAAAAGGGAACUGGGGCAGUGCAUUUUUUUAUAUUGUGAAGCCGUGUUUUAUAUUUUUUCAACAUAACAAACAAAACUGUGGUACAUGAUUGCCUCAAGGUCUUUCUAUGCAUAGUUGUGUGGGGAAGUGACUGAGUAACAUAUUUUAAUAAAAGUACAUAAUGUACAUUUAAGUUAA
Molecule: messenger RNA, 6354 nt
Organism: Siniperca chuatsi (mandarin fish)
Lineage: Eukaryota; Metazoa; Chordata; Actinopteri; Centrarchiformes; Sinipercidae
Product: collagen alpha-1(XI) chain-like
Exons: 66
Coding region: 332-5560 (1742 amino acids)
Molecular function (GO): extracellular matrix structural constituent
Source: RefSeq, a predicted model, not a curated record